Molecule: messenger RNA, 273 nt
Organism: Opisthorchis viverrini
Lineage: Eukaryota; Metazoa; Platyhelminthes; Trematoda; Opisthorchiida; Opisthorchiidae
Exons: 2
Coding region: 1-273 (90 amino acids)
Source: RefSeq, a predicted model, not a curated record
AUGUGUGCGUUCGUAGAGAGUGAGCAGUUUGCUCCCAUGCGUAAACUGUUCGGCUUAUUCAAACAAAUGAUGGGCAAAGCAUAUCCGGUCAGGACCUUUGUAAUGGACAAGAAAAAGCUUUCUACCGUUGCAGCAGACAUCCCUGCAGACGAAGCCGAAGCCGUGAAAUUUGUCGCCCCUAGUAAGUUCAUGGUUGAUUGUGUGUACGCGGUAGCACACGUCGUACUGAUUGUCCGACAAGGCUCCACGUUCGCCGGUACCAUGACUGCUUGA